Messenger RNA from Schizosaccharomyces octosporus yFS286, 1456 nucleotides. Its product is annotated as PQ loop protein. The record is from RefSeq and is a predicted model, not a curated record. Bases 375 to 1205 code for a protein of 276 amino acids. NCBI's taxonomy places the organism in Eukaryota, Fungi, Ascomycota, Schizosaccharomycetes, Schizosaccharomycetales, Schizosaccharomycetaceae. The transcript has a single exon.
GAAAAUUUGUUCCUAAACAGAACCAACUGGUUGUCUUUGAGGAAGAAGUGAAGUUUUAAACUCAAAGUCUAAGGUACAUUAUAGGACAGUUAUUUAUAUUUGUAAAGAAUUUUUUUAUUUUCAUUUGGUUUCAUCCUAAACUUGCAUCAUUUCUACUUUUUUUUCGUUUCUAUUCCUACCAAGUAUACCAGAACUAAGAUACUUCUUCAUUUUCGCUUAUUGAUUCCCUUUUUUCUAUUAAUUAUUAUUAUUAUUAUUUUUGGUUUAAGAGUCUUUUGAUUUAUAGAACCAAUUUUCAGUGCGUAAUUGGUGAUUCAUUGGUUUUCUUCAAGUAAUCUUUUUCUUUUUUUUUUUUUUUUGAUAUUGGUCUCCUUAUGGCUGAACAUAACAAUUCUCCAGGUACUUAUCCCAACAAGGGAGCAGCUACAGCGCUUGCUGUCAUUGGCACAGUUUGCUGGUGUGUGCAACUGAUUCCUCAAGCCAUAAAGAAUUAUCGUUCCAAAUCCACAGCUGGUCUCGAUACUCUGUUCAUUUUUAGCUGGGUGAUUGCCUCAAUCCCUCUUUCCGUUUAUAACUUGGUCCAGGACCUCAACAUUGCUCUUAAAAUUCAGCCUGAACUCUUUCAAUUGCUGUCUUUAGUAACCUUCUUCCAAUGUCUCAUCUACGGUGAAGGCUGGUCGGCUCGUAAAUCUCUGUUCGUUGUGGGUGGUCUCGCUGCUCUCUCGGCUGGUUUGCAGGCUAUGUGCAUUCUUACCAUUAAACUAGGCAUUCGUCGCCAUGUUGAAUGGCCAGUCGAAUUAAUGGGUGUUUUAGCCACAAUCCUUGUUAAUAUUGGCUUUCUUCCCCAAUACAUUCAAAUUUUCCGCCAAAGGGCCGUCCGUGGUAUUUCAUAUAUUUUCUUGACUAUCGAUUCUGCCGGCGCUCUCUUGUCCUUCAUAUCACUACCCUUCGACCGAUGGGAUGUACUAGCUGCCAUUGACUAUGGUCUCGUCUUUGUAUUAGAAAUGGGUAUUUUUGUAUUGGUCCUUAUUUUUAACGUCAUCCUUGGCAAAAAGGAUGAGACUUACGACGACAACGAAGAAAACGAAACUAGGGAUGAUGAAGAAACAGUGGAAGAGGAGAAGCCCAAGAUUCUUGUUAGAAACCCUACUUCCAGAUCAGACUACUCAGUUCAUCCUCAAGAAAAAUCAAUUCACAUCCCUUAAUCCUACUACUGUCUUUAUUUUCUUUAACUCUUGAAUAUGGAAAAUCUCAUCUUGGCCUGUUUUCUUUUGUUAUUAGCUUUCAUUCAUGACUGGAAUCGUGACACUGCUGAAAUGUGCUAGUGUAUGAGUUAGGAUUCCCUUUACUUUUUAUUUACUUUUAAAGUUUCAUUUCGUUUUUAUUUAUAAAUAUUGAGUUUAUUAGUAUUUGGGUUUUUACAGCUAUAUCAAUACAAUCACUUAUGGUGUAUGUA